CGCUCGACGGACAAUGAGCCUCCUUCGUAACUUCGUUGUUUUGUGUCUGUUGGUCAACAGUUAUUGCCAAAUCGAUCUGCAGAAAAUACCAUGUGGAAACGGAUUCUGCGUUAAGAAGCAUCUGUGUGAGGAUGAGGUUGAUAGUACCGUCCGUGCACCUAAAGACCCCUAUGAUUUGAUAACGUUGCGGAUCGGGGAUACGGACGUGUGCUUUGACUAUAUGCUAGUAUGCUGUAAGAAGGAGAAGGCAGCUGAGGAAGUUACGACUCCUUCAUCGGCGGAGGAUAUAGAGGUUCCACCACCAUCCGAAGUACAGUGUGGAAAAAAGAACGAGCGGGGUUUAGUGUAUGAUUUCCAGCAUAAUGAUACGGUCGCACAGUUUGGGCAGUAUCCGUGGAUGGUCUCGGUCCGAAAAACGCAAGGCGGCACAUCUGAAUACCUUUGUGGAGGAGCGCUUACUCAUCCAACAAUCGUGAUUACAACCGCCCAUAAUGUGCACGGACGAUUGAAUCUGAUUGCUCGUCUAGGGGAGUGGGAUGUUAGUACCAGUAAUGAGCCCCUACCGCAUAAAGAUGUUGCUGUUGCUGAUAUCUUCAUUCACAAGAGCUAUAAACCUAGACCGAUCGAAAACGAUAUUGCCAUAUUGGUGCUCAGCGAUCCCGUCACGUACGAUCAGCAUAUUCGACCGAUCUGUCUGCCUCAAAGCACGGACCGCUUCGAAGGUCAACGAUGUGAAUCGACGGGUUGGGGUACGGUCGGGGGGGUGUACUCUAACAUAAUGAAAAUGAUAACCGUCCCGGUGCUGCCACAAUCCAGAUGUUCCAGUUUGUUGGGACAGGCCGGACUUGGGGAGCACUUUGCGCUUCCGAACCAAUUUUUGUGCGCGGGAGGCGAAAAGAAUGUCGACAUGUGCAACGGUGAUGGAGGAUCUCCGUUGGUGUGUCCGACGGCCGAUGGAAGCUACAAGUUGGCCGGAAUCGUUUCCUGGGGCAUAGGAUGCGGUGGGCUAGACAUUCCUGGGGUGUACACUUCUGUUAGCAACUACGUUAGUUGGAUUGAAGAAAUGAUCGAAAAUUUAGAUUAAUGUUUCGAUAAUUCAUUAAAAAUACUCCGCAAGUA
Anopheles aquasalis is the source of this 1119-nucleotide messenger RNA. Its product is annotated as phenoloxidase-activating factor 2-like. Gene Ontology annotation, biological process: proteolysis. The record is from RefSeq and is a predicted model, not a curated record. Gene Ontology annotation, molecular function: serine-type endopeptidase activity. Lineage: Eukaryota; Metazoa; Arthropoda; Insecta; Diptera; Culicidae.